AUGAAAAGUCGUCUGAACGAUCAAUUUCCACCCCUGACCCCGGCCGUCAAAAAUCCAUCACCGAUCAAAGUUGGAGACACUGCAAAUUUUACCUGCAAUGCCGAAAAUGAAAACGUCACGAAACCAGUCACGUACACGUGGACUAAAAAUGGCACCACUGUGUCACCAGGGACAACUGAACCUGGUGCUCUGCUUUUUUCACCCGUCAAGAAGGCUGAUGAGGGAAAAUAUGUAUGUGUUGCGAAAAAUGAUGCUGGCUCUAAGACAAGCACUGAAGAGGAUUUCGUUGUAUACUUUCCACCCCUGACCCCGGCCGUCAAAAAUCCAUCACCGAUCAAAGUUGGAGACACUGCAAAAUUUACCUGCAAUGCCGAAAAUGAAAACGUCACGAAACCAGUCACGUACACGUGGACUAAAAAUGGCACCACUGUGUCACCAGGGACAACUGAACCUGGUGCUCUGCUUUUUUCACCCGUCAAGAAGGCUGAUGAGGGAAAAUAUGUAUGUGUUGCGAAAAAUGAUGCUGGCUCUAAGACAAGCACUGAAGAGGAUUUCGUUGUAUACUUUCCACCCCUGACCCCGGCCGUCAAAAAUCCAUCACCGAUCAAAGUUGGAGACACUGCAAAAUUUACCUGCAAUGCCGAAAAUGAAAACGUCACGAAACCAGUCACGUACACGUGGACUAAAAAUGGCACCACUGUGUCACCAGGGACAACUGAACCUGGUGCUCUGCUUUUUUCACCCGUCAAGAAGGCUGAUGAGGGAAAAUAUGUAUGUGUUGCGAAAAAUGAUGCUGGCUCUAAGACAAGCACUGAAGAGGAUUUCGUUGUAUACUUUCCACCCCUGACCCCGGCCGUCAAAAAUCCAUCACCGAUCAAAGUUGGAGACACUGCAAAAUUUACCUGCAAUGCCGAAAAUGAAAACGUCACGAAACCAGUCACGUACACGUGGACUAAAAAUGGCACCACUGUGUCACCAGGGACAACUGAACCUGGUGCUCUGCUUUUUUUAACCGUCAAGAAGGCUGAUGAGGGAAAAUAUGUAUGUGUUGCGAAAAAUGAUGCUGGCUCUAAGACAAGCACUGAAGUGGAUUUCGUUGUAUACUUUCCACCCCUGACCCCGGCCGUCAAAAAUCCAUCACCGAUCAAAGUUGGAGACACUGCAAAAUUUACCUGCAAUGCCGAAAAUGAAAACGUCACGAAACCAGUCACGUACACGUGGACUAAAAAUGGCACCACUGUGUCACCAGGGACAACUGAACCUGGUGCUCUGCUUUUUUCACCCGUCAAGAAGGCUGAUGAGGGAAAAUAUGUAUGUGUUGCGAAAAAUGAUGCUGGCUCUAAGACAAGCACUGAAGAGGAUUUCGUUGUAUACUACUCUCCUAGAAUAGACCCAGAGGCCAAAAUGAAGUAUGACGUGGAAGGAGAGAUAGGCAAGGAGGCAUCAUUCGAACUUUUCAUAAUCGCCAAACCGACUCCGGCAACAACUGGUUACAUUUGGUCCAAAGCUGACUUUAAACUUUCAAACUCAUCGUCCAAAUAUGAAAUUACAUCCGGGUCGACGUCGAGCAAGUUGUCAAUCAAAAACGUCACAUCCUCCGAUUAUGAUAACUAUACGUGUUCUGUGCAAACGAGCGGAUUUCAAGCGAUGGUUUUCAAAUUUAAGCUCCUCAAACCAGGGGGCGCGACAAGCCCGACCAUUAUGAUUAGCGUGCUCAAUAUUCAUGAUAGUUGUCAGUUCCACAAUGAAACAUAGGAGGCGGAUAAGAAUGCCGUUGCUUAUAUUUUGUAAAAAGUCAACUAUGCGGCCA
This is a messenger RNA of Lineus longissimus, 1810 nucleotides long. RefSeq names its product roundabout homolog 1-like. Gene Ontology annotation, cellular component: cell-cell junction; plasma membrane. Lineage: Eukaryota; Metazoa; Nemertea; Pilidiophora; Heteronemertea; Lineidae. Gene Ontology annotation, biological process: cell-cell adhesion. The transcript is spliced from 8 exons. The record is from RefSeq and is a predicted model, not a curated record. Bases 1 to 1755 code for a protein of 584 amino acids. Gene Ontology annotation, molecular function: cell adhesion molecule binding.